This is a messenger RNA of Athene cunicularia (burrowing owl), 5768 nucleotides long. It is a transcript of the gene GARNL3, whose product is annotated as GTPase activating Rap/RanGAP domain like 3. The transcript has 29 exons. Lineage: Eukaryota; Metazoa; Chordata; Aves; Strigiformes; Strigidae. Gene Ontology annotation, biological process: activation of GTPase activity; regulation of small GTPase mediated signal transduction. Gene Ontology annotation, molecular function: GTPase activator activity. Gene Ontology annotation, cellular component: cytoplasm. Bases 1162 to 4125 code for a protein of 987 amino acids. The record is from RefSeq and is a predicted model, not a curated record.
UGAAAUACUUACGUCUACAAACAGCACAUCGUAAGUAAGAUUAAAGUGUAGCUUCUGAGAUGACAAGGGAUUAGAUCAGGACUCAAGCCCAGUUUCUUCUUGUAUCACAGACUUUUUCCAUCUCUGCUUUGCGGAUUCCUGAUAUGGGAACUAACUGUUUUGCUGGAAAGUAUUUCACGCUGAUUCUCAGGAAAGUUAAGAUUAAUAACUGUCCCCAGUCAAACCUAAGUUCACUGUGCAGGCAAGCACAAGCUGAAAGCCAAAUCAUUAUAUUUGUGUUUAGGUUAUAAUGCAUCCAACUGAGUGAUUGAUUUGUAGCUUGUAAAAAUUCCAAAUCUGGAUUAACCUCAGUUCUUGUAGGCAGUUUUCCUCAAGUCACUCUCCUACUGCUGCUGUGGCAUGUAUGUGUGUGCCCCCAUAGGUGUCAGAACACAGACUUCAUGGCCUUCAGGGGUCAAUCUGGCUUUAUAUGGUCAUUUUAGCUUAGGAAGCAGUCUAGAUAUGUUUGUGUGAUAUGGGGUCGGGCUGAAAGGCAACUGACAGAGAAGCACAGGGUAUACAUUACCAGAAGCAAUUGUCUCAUCCAAAGAUUUUACUCACAUGAAGUUAGAAAGGCAGCUCUGUUGUUGUGACAGCUGACAUUCCUGCUUAAGUGUGUGGGUCAUUUAAAAUUACUAUUAUGGUCAUGUUCUUAUCCUUCCCCCAUAAUUUACGUACCGGAAGCAAAUACUGGCAUAAUUUUGGGGAGUUUUAAAGUUUUGUUAGAUGUGUCUUGUUUGUGUUGCUUUUCAUUGGGUAAAGAUGUGAAAUCCAAGUGGACAGAACUCAGAAAUAGGAAUUGUGUUUAAUAAAUUUUAAGUACAUAGAAACACAAAUCCAAAUAGAAAAGUUGCCUAAAAAUUAAAGCAUUUUGGACUCCACUGUUACAGUAUCUCCUACAGUCAAGUAUAAGGAUGUUACAUUAAAAUGGAGAUGUUUUGUCUGUUUAUCGAUGUAACAUUGCAAUUUACAGUGCUGAUAAUUCUCAGAAAAUUUAAUCUCUUACUGCUGGAUGGAGGGUUUCUUGGUUUGGAUUUUUUUAAUUUCCCAUUAAAAUUAAAUGACUUUAUUUUUGUUACUGCUGACUGAAGGGUGAACUGUAAGUUUGGAAUAUAAUGGAGGAUGAUUGAACUGCUAGCCCUGGUACAGACUGGCUCUGUCUCUGAAGAUCUGGGUUGCAGACGUGGAGAGUUUAGCAGAAAGCAUUAUGGAUCUGUGGAGCUUCUUAUAUCUAGUGAUGCUGAUGGAGCCAUUCAAAGAGCUGGACGGUUCCGCGUGGAAAACGGCUCCUCUGGUGAGAAUACAGACUACACUCCGGGUACAUGGCACAGAACGGAUGUGCAUUUGGAAAACCCAGAGUAUCAUACAAGAUGGUAUUUCAAGUAUUUUUUAGGGAAAGUUCAUCAGAAUUAUAUAGGUACAGAUGCAGAGAAGAACCCCUUCUUUCUGUCUGUUGUACUGUCUGACCAAAAUAAUCAGCGUGUUCCUCAAUACCAUUCAAUACUUUGGAGAAAAACAGGUACCCAGAAAAUAUGUCUCCCUUACAGCCCCACAAAAACAUUAUCAGUGAAAUCUAUAUUAAGUGCUAUGAGUCUUGACAAAUUUGAGAAGAGCCCAAGGGAAAUUUUUCAUCCUGAGAUACAAAAGGAUUUAUUGGUUCUUGAAGAGCAAGAGGGAUCUGUGAAUUUUAAAUUUGGAGUCCUUUAUGCUAAAGAUGGGCAGCUUACAGAUGAUGAAAUGUUCAGCAAUGAAACUGGAAGUGAAAGCUUUCAAAGAUUUUUGCAUCUUUUGGGUGACACAAUUACUUUGAAAGGCUGGACAGGCUACAGAGGAGGACUGGACACUAAAAAUGAUACAACAGGAACGUGUUCCAUCUAUACUGUUUUUCAAGGGCAUGAAAUUAUGUUCCAUGUUUCAACCAUGCUACCAUAUUCUAGAGAGAACAAGCAGCAGGUAGAAAGGAAGCGACAUAUUGGAAAUGACAUUGUCACUAUCGUAUUUCAGGAAGGCGAAGAAUCUUCUUCAGCAUUCAAGCCAUCCAUGAUUCGCUCUCAUUUUACACAUAUUUUUGCCUUAGUGAGAUAUAAUAACCAGAAUGAUAGUUACAGGCUGAAAAUAUUUUCAGAAGAAAGUGUUCCUCUUUUUGGGCCUCCCCUUCCAUCCCCACCUGUGUUUACAAAUCACCAGGAAUUCAGGGAUUUUGUGUUAGUGAAAUUAAUAAAUGGGGAAAAAGCCACCUUAGAAACCCCAACAUUUUCUCAGAAACGUCAACGCACUCUAGACAUGCUGAUCCGCUCUUUAUACCAAGACCUGAUGCCUGAUCUACACAAGGUAAAUAACAUGCUCAAUAGAAGGUCCUUCAGCGAUGUGCUACCAGAGUCCCCAAAAUCAACGCGGAAAAAAGAGGAAGCUCGGCAAGCAGAGUUUGUCCGACUUGGUCAGGCAUUGAAAUUGAAAACCACUGUGAAAGGGGAGGCCACAGCUAACUUGGCAACCACAAGCUUUUGUAAAAAGGAGCCUUGGGAAUCCCAGUCUUUCUGCAGUAAUUUUCCUCAUGAGAUUAUCUGCGCAGAUUCUUGGGGCCAGUCCUUGCUGGUUUCUACAGAUGCUGGCAUCUUGUUAAUAGAUGAUGGUCAACCAUCAGUGCAAGUAUUUGAUAAAACUCUCCAAAUAAAGCAGAUGCAUGUGUUAGAAGCUCUGGAUCUUUUGAUUGCCCGAACAGACAAAGGGAAAGACUCUCGUCUACUUGUCUUCAGACUCAGUGCUGUCCAAAAAGAUAUAGAAACAAAGCAAAUGAUAAAAAGCAAAUACGACUGCAGAGAAAAUAAACUGGAGAGAACAAAAGGCUGCCAUUUGUAUGCCAUUAAUACUCACCAUGGCAGUGAACUGAGGAUUGUUGUGGCUAUUCGGAACAAACUACUUCUCGUCACAAAGAAAUAUAAUCCACGCAACAGUUUAACCAGCAGCUCUCUGCUGUCAUCAUCUGAAUCUCCAGUAGAGGAGUUCCAGUACAUCCGGGAAAUAUGCCUUUCUGACCCUCCAGUGGUUAUGACACUGGUGGAUGGACCUACUGGAGACAGUGACAAUAUGAUCUGUGUAGCGUAUCGGCAUCAGUUUGAUUUAAUUAAUGAGAGUACUGGGGAGUCCUAUAGAUUGCAUCACGUUGAAACAAACAAGGUUAAUUUUGUUGCAGCUAUUGAUGUAUAUGAAGAUGGUGAAGCUGGUCUCCUGUUGUGUUAUAAUUAUGUUUGCCAGUACAGAAAGGUAUAUCCUUUCAAUGGAGGUUCUCCACUGAUCCAGCCAUCAGCUUAUGACUUCCACUUCAGCUGGAAUCAAGUUCCUUAUGCUGUUGUCUGUGCUUUCCCUUAUAUCCUUGCCUUCACUACUGAUUCCAUUGAGAUCCGAUUAGUGGUGAAUGGGAACUUAGUCCACACAGCAGUUGUGCCUGAGCUUCAACUUGUAGCAUCAAGGUCAGAUAUUUAUUUUAAAGCUACUGCUGCAGUAAGUGGAUCAUCUGACAGCAGCUCUAAGGAAAUGAGUUCAAGGAGUUCUCCUCAAACACCAACAGCUUAUGAAAUGCCAGAAUGUCCUCUUUCUUCUUUAGAAGGUGAAGUUCCUUGCAAAAAUCUGUACAAAAUUCCUCUCAGUAAUCUGGUUGGGCGAAGCAUUGAACGACCUCUGAAGUCACCUUUGGCUCCCAAGGUCAUCACUACUACAACAUCCAGUGGCAUUGCUUCUCUUCCAGUUACUCACUCACUAUCCUUAUCUCGUAUGGAAAUUAAAGAAAUUGCAAGCAGAACACGUAAAGAAUUGCUGGGUCUUUUGGAUGAGCCUAUACCCAAGACAGAAAGUGCACAGAAGCAAAAAAAGGUUCCUCGAAGACAGUCAGACCCCAAGCAGGGAGCAGUAAGAUCAACUAGUAGUGACAGGAUAAUUUCAAGCUCUUUUGAAAGCUAUUCUGAAGGACGUCAUCUCUCCACUAGUUCAGAUCCCGACACUUUAUCAAACAGGGAGGAGAGCUCACCAUCUAGCUAUUCAUUUCAGCCCGUUUCUUUAUAUGAUGAAGACAUCAUUGAUUUGAAGUGAAGACAGUCUUAAAACCUUUCUUCCUUAACUUCACAUUUUCUUACAACUCUGUGAGCUCUAUGGGAAUGUCACAAACACUGCUUGGUAGUGGUAAAAUGUGGCGGAAGUAUUGGUGAUUAAUCUUUAUAGAACCCAUGUUGUUCUGGCUAUCUCAGCCUGAUUUGGUGAUGCUUAUAUCUUUGACAUAGGUAUGUUUUCUUUUCUCAGUUAAUAAACCAUUACUUUUUGUGCCAUUCUAACAGUAGGUAAUCAAUGAGAGAUUUAGGCUGAAACUGAAAUAAGAAGUAAUACUUGUUCUGAGCUUCUUCUAAUUUGAAGGACCUGACAUGAGUUGUUUUACAACAGUGUAUGUUAUGUGGGAAGAGGAAUUUUAUAACAUAAAUCACUCAUUUUGAUUUUUCAGUCUUUAAAAAAACCAAACCAAACCAAACAACAACAAGAAAAGGCUUGCAGGCAAGGUCUUUCCAAACAGUGCAGUCAGUAUUUGAAAUGAUGCAGCUGUGGUAUGUUCACUGAAGAAUCGAGGAUAUUUUGUAAAGAUCAUGUAAGAUACGAAGAUGCUGCUUUCUUUGCUCUGGCCUGUCCACAUUUUUUAGAGAAACUUGAAAACUGUUUUUGCAUUAAGAAUCCUUGAGCAGAGGUACUUUUUAUAGAAAAUACACUUUCAAAAUAUUCCUCACGAAUUGGAAGUAAAAUCCAACCAACCAACCAAAACCCCACCCAACUGUGUUUCUUAAUCUACUGUAAAACUACAGAUUUUCAUGUUACAAGCAGAAGAGCCAAUCCCUGGUUUUCUUUCUGAAUGCACAAAUCCCUGUGCAGGUAUAAGCAUUAGCUGCUGUCUGCUCUUGCACCAACAGUGUAAGUCGUUAUUCCCGAUAAUCAUAUUUUUCUAACUGGAUUCAGACUGAAGUGUCACUGCAAGAAGCUAAUUUUCUAUGAUGAAAUAGUCAUCUUAGAUCUUUUGUUAUGUUAAAGGACAGGGUUUCAUGUUUAAAGCUUGAUUGUUUUUUAACCCCUUCCUCUAUGCCAAAAAUUAAUUUUAAACUCUUUUGAAAUGGUUUUGAUCGCUUUUUUUUUUUCAUUAAAGAAAGUGUGAUGCUUUGAGGCUUUUUAUCUAUGAAGAUUUUAGCUUUAUUAGCAAGUAUUUCUUAUUCUAUGUGUCGAAUAUUUCCUUAUCUUUGAUUUUAUGUCAUAAUACCACUCAUGUUAUGAUUUCACUUUCUCCAGGCAUGACCAUCUGGAGAUGUGUGCCUUUUGCUUCAGUCUGUCUGAAUGUAAAACUGUUUUUGCAAAAAUAUUUUUUUUUCCCAGUUUAUUGUAGAUAAUGGCUCAAUUGCUCCACCUAUGAAAAUAUGCAAAGCCUUAUCUGAAAGGAUCAUUUCUUAUGCUCAACUGGAGUGGGCAGACAAGGAAUGAAGCAAUAUUUUCAACAGCAAUUAAUCUAGGACCAGAAGCAGUAUUAACCAGUGGCUAUUAUUUCAGUAUUUUUGCACCCAUAGAUGUGUGGGGUGAACCUUAAUAAGCAUCUAAAAGUGCGUGCCAGCUCAAAGUCUUUGCAAGAGCUUGUAAUUCUUUUUGAGAAUAUUAUUUCCAGAGACUGUGUUAAUUUACCCUGUUUUUCAUCUGGGUAGCUAAGGUUU